Molecule: messenger RNA, 762 nt
Organism: Mangifera indica (mango)
Lineage: Eukaryota; Viridiplantae; Streptophyta; Magnoliopsida; Sapindales; Anacardiaceae
Product: bet1-like protein At4g14600
Exons: 4
Coding region: 99-515 (138 amino acids)
Source: RefSeq, a predicted model, not a curated record
UCUGAAGCAAUCAGUGUCGACAUAAUUCUGCUCUGCGGGAGGACACAAGGUUCAAAUUUCGUUCGAUAAAGCUCCUCUUCGUCUUGGCCAACUUUUUAAUGGCUUCCAAUUCUCACAGGGGUAGUAGUAUCGGUGGCUCCUUUUACGGUGGCGCCGCUCCCUAUAGAUCAAGAGAGGGUCUGAGCACAAGAACAAUUGCUGGUUCUGAUGAAAUACAAUUGCGGAUCGAUCCGAUGAAUGCUGACCUGGACGAUGAGAUCACCGGUCUCCGUAGCCACGUCAGACAAUUAAGAAACGUUGCUCAAGACAUACAUUCAGAAGCAACAUUUCAAAAGGAUUUCUUAGAUCAGCUGCAAAUGACCCUGAUCCAGGCUCAAGCAGGUGUGAAGAACAAUAUGAGGAGAUUGAACAAGAGCAUUGUCAAACAUGGUUCAAACCAUAUUGUUCAUGUUGUUCUUUUUGCGCUACUUCUUUUCACUGUGCUCUACCUCUGGUCUAAAAUGUUUGGACGAUGAGGUCUGUGCAUCAGCUGCACAACUGCCACACUAAGAAUCUGUUAAAUGAAGGCAAAAGGGUUUCUGGUUGUGCCCAAGGUUUACAGGUUUUUUUUUUUUUUUUUUAUGUAAAAGCCUUUUCAUAUGACCUUUGAAUAUUUUUGAAACUGUUGGUUUAGGUUUUCGUAAACCAUAAACAGAUUGAUAGUUCCAGUUUGAAUGAUAUGACUAUUACUACAUAAUGUUAUUAUCAAGCUUUGACAGAGAA